Alexandromys fortis (reed vole) is the source of this 1124-nucleotide messenger RNA. RefSeq names its product transmembrane protein 52 (gene Tmem52). NCBI's taxonomy places the organism in Eukaryota, Metazoa, Chordata, Mammalia, Rodentia, Cricetidae. The record is from RefSeq and is a predicted model, not a curated record. The transcript has 2 exons. Bases 352 to 843 code for a protein of 163 amino acids.
GGAAGCCGAGGCGCCUAGUCUCUGGUCCGACGGUUCCUCUGAAGGCAGACCUAGGCUAGGCAGGCCAGACCCCUUCCAUCUACUGCCCCAAACUCCCUGGACGCUGCUUGCUUGAAGAGCUCUUGAGCCCCAGGCGGCGUUGGAAGCACGACCUGAUUGUAGCCGGCAGAAGGCACAAGGAUUGUGCAGUUGGCUGGGGACAGUGUGUCCUGGGAAUGAACCCAAGGACACCUUUGUCCAGCCCUAGAGAGCCAGCCAGGGCAGGCUACUCCUCGGGCCAGGAUCUAGCCAAAGACGUUUCUGGCAUGGAGAGACUUCGCUAGCUUGCAUUUCACCUGUGGGUGGUUGGGCAUGACUGGCCCCAGGGUGCAAGUGUGCGGUCAGUCCCUGCUCUUCUUUGCCAGGCUUAUCCUGCUUGCCAUAUUCCUGAUGCUUCUGUGUGGGGUCACGGCCAGCUGUGUACGGUUCUGCUGUCUGAGGAAGCAGCCGCACACCCAGACACACAUGCCACCAGCAUGGCAGCCCUGUGACCUGACAGCCAUCCCUGUGGACAGUGACAGCCCUGCACACAGCACUGUAACCUCCUACAGUUCCGUGCAGUACCCACUGGGCAUGCGGUUGCCCCUGUCCUUUGGAGAGCCGGACCCUGACUCCAUGGUCCCUCCCACCUACAGCUUGUAUGCUUCCGAGCUGCCGCCCUCCUACGAAGAGGUUGUGAAGAUGACAAAGGCCAGAGAGGAAGCAGCGGCUCCCUCUGGGAAACGUAACUCUCUGCCUGAGGCCUUGGGGCUAGAGACUACUCCAGGGCACCAAGAGCCAGGCCCCAGUGCCCAGCAGCCCUAGCUGUGCCCCUUUGAAAAGGGUAGGAUCCUGGCACUUAGAACCAAGGACCCCCACCUGUGCCAUCCUUCCCCCGGGAAGACCAGCCAUCCAGCACAUUGCUGCAGACUCAUUGCUAUGCAAUGCCCGGCCAGCCAGCCUGCCCUGGAUUGGCCCCUCCUCCUUACCCCUGCCACCCAUGGGGGCCCAGCAGACCCUCAGCCCGGAGGAGCCUGAACCUUGAGAGCUCAAGCGACUGGCAAAUCAGUCCUUUGAAAGAGAGAAUAAAGUUUACGUGAACAUGG